CGACUCAAAGCGGCUCCAUGCGAACCAGUACAUAUUGGGGAACAGCAAAGCAGACCGCAUCGUCAAAUUGGUUUUCAUCCUCUUUUGCGGUAUUAUUACUGUCCUAUGCAGUGUCUCUCAAGGCGUCCGAGUAGGCACGCCAUCCAUGUCAUCCUCUUACUCGUCCUGCAUCUUGUGCCAGAUGUCCAGGCCUGCAUCCAAUGACUGGACAUAUUGGCUACCCAGGCCAAUAGUUCCAUACCAAGCAUGUAUAGAACUUACUCGAACAAUUGCAGUACCGGUGUUCCUUCUCCGAGUAUUGAGCCGGGCAAGCAUCGAGUACCAGCUUCGUCAACGUGCAACAACAAAAACAACCCCCCCACGCCACAUCACAAUGAAUCCGAGGGGACACGUGCUGAUACAUAUCCUCCACCUCAAGUCCGUCAGGUUACGAUCCUCCCCCUUUUUUCACACCGACCAUCGUAGCACAGAACAUUUCUCUCCAAGCCUUACAGAGUCUCACAAACCCAACAAACCCCAGGUUUCAACAACUCACGAGACACUUUUCCCCUCUCGCGUCCCCUCUGUCCUACCAUCAAAACACCUGCAAGCCCCUCAUCUCUUACCUCACAAAAACCACCCUCACACUCUCAAUUCUGCAAACGUCCAGAUUCCCUUGAACCCCUCAAAUCACGGGCCCUGGAACCAUCCCGAAAACCUAAGAGAUGAUCUGACUGAUCGACACCGCCUAUCAAAAGCCCUCUGCAAAUGACCCUGUCAAAUAAUUCCACCUAGUCCCUGAUCCCGGAAACCGACUCGCAUCACCACUCACAUCAGCAAGCUAGACUCGUGAUCAGAAAGAAAAAGGAAUAUGCAGGAGAU
This is a messenger RNA of Mollisia scopiformis, 861 nucleotides long. RefSeq lists its product as uncharacterized. The transcript has 3 exons. The coding region runs from base 146 to 751 and encodes 201 amino acids. Lineage: Eukaryota; Fungi; Ascomycota; Leotiomycetes; Helotiales; Mollisiaceae. The record is from RefSeq and is a predicted model, not a curated record.